Molecule: messenger RNA, 1412 nt
Organism: Gadus morhua (Atlantic cod)
Lineage: Eukaryota; Metazoa; Chordata; Actinopteri; Gadiformes; Gadidae
Product: tumor necrosis factor receptor superfamily member 4
Exons: 6
Coding region: 27-1022 (331 amino acids)
Biological process (GO): regulation of cell population proliferation
Molecular function (GO): protein binding; signaling receptor activity
Source: RefSeq, a predicted model, not a curated record
GAGCUACGUCACGUCUCGUAGGCUAGAUGAUGGGAUUCCAUCUCUGCUGUUCUUCAUCUCCAGCUGCGCAAGGCACAGGUGCCUUCGGCUGUACUCCGGGUCUAAGUACCAACGCUAAGAUGCCAACUUUAGUUCUGCAGACAAGCAGGCUGCCGUUGAUACUCAUAUGGACUAUGUACUUUAAUGGACUUGUGAUCGCUUUGGAUGCCUCUUUCUAUUGCAUUAAAGGACAACGAGUAGCUAAUCGGGCUAAAAAAAUAUGUGAACCAUGCAGUGAAGGUUAUUAUCAGCCUGCAGCCAGUGAUUCCGAAUUCUGUGUGGGUUGCACAAAUUGCGAUGAAAAACGAGGGAGUAAAGAAGAAAGGCCGUGUACCCUCACUGCGAACAGAGUCUGCCGCUGCCUUAAAGGGUUCAGUCCCAGUGAGGAUGACUCUGCCACUUGCAAAUGUGAAAAAGGUUCCGGGAAAUCGAUGGACGAGUGUCGAGAAUGUGGAGAAGGCUAUUUCUCCACCAGAAUUGAUUCAGAUUGCAGGCCAUGGACGAAAUGUACAGACAACAAAGUGCGGAUCAAUGGCAGCAAGACAUCAGAUGUUGUCUGCCAUGACCAUUUGCCUCCUAUCACAAUGACCCCUGGGUUGAAGACUGAGACCACCUCCUUCAGGACACUCCAUACGUCCCCGCCUCCAGAAAUCAGCACACCCAGAGCAUUACCUCAUCAGAAGGCACCCGCCAAUAACACACCGGCUGCAGUCCACAACAGAAAAAACCAUGGUGUGAAUUUAACCUGUUCUGUCCUGUUGGGUAUUCUAGAAGCCCCGUGUGCACUUUUCAGGGAUGAUGUCAUUGAGGCUGUGUUUUUCUUCCUUCUCACAGUCAUUGGGGGGCUCGUUGUUGGAGUCGUUGUUGGACUGCUUAUACUGACUGCUGGGGCAAUUAGAUUCAGAGCGAAAGAGGACCCAGUGUGUAAAAGCCCCAUCAAAGAAACCCAGCAAGAAAAAUUUCAUUUAAUGGACACAGUAUAGACUUCUAUACGUAGCUCAGAUGGCUGGGCUGAACUUCGGUUAUAGUGGAACCUUUUCAAACGUCUAGGCUUAGCCUAGAGCCACCUCUUCAACGACUAAGAACAAACGUCUAUUAACCGUCCAUAUGUCAUCCAGGCUAAAUUAUAGCUAAUUUGGGCUAUCAGUGAUAGUUAAACAAACUUCUAGGCUUUGCCUAGCCUUCAGUAAGACAUUUCUAUGAUUCAUAUGGACAUCUGAAAGCCAUCUAUACAAUGUCAAGGCCAUAUCACGGUUCAUGUUUACCUGAGAUUUACACAUAUUUGUAUUAAUUAAUAUAGAUCUAUUUUCUGCCUAAAUCUACAACAACUUUUACAAAAAAUGUAAUAUUCAAAUAAAUUGUAACCUCAUUGG